Messenger RNA from Hippopotamus amphibius kiboko, 1647 nucleotides. It is a transcript of the gene SDE2, whose product is annotated as SDE2 telomere maintenance homolog. The transcript is spliced from 7 exons. The coding region runs from base 43 to 1404 and encodes 453 amino acids. The record is from RefSeq and is a predicted model, not a curated record. Gene Ontology annotation, cellular component: nucleus. NCBI's taxonomy places the organism in Eukaryota, Metazoa, Chordata, Mammalia, Artiodactyla, Hippopotamidae.
CUUAGCGCUUCUGAGAGUCUCGAGAUUCGGCGACUGGGUGAAAUGGCGGCGACUGCGGCCCAGGUGUGGCUUCUGGGCCCCGGCUUCGGGUGCAAGGCAGUGUGGUGUGCCUCGGCACCGUGCUCCGUACGAGAUUUCAUCCACCGAUACUGCCAAGAUCAGGAUGUUCCAGUGGAAAGCUUCUUUGUGAAAUGCAACGGAUCACUUGUUAACUCCAGUGACACAGUGCAGCAUGGAGCUGUUUAUAGUUUGGAACCCAGACUUCGAGGUGGAAAAGGAGGUUUUGGCUCUAUGCUCCGAGCACUUGGUGCUCAGAUUGAGAAGACAACCAAUCGAGAAGCUUGCCGGGAUCUCAGUGGAAGGAGACUGCGCGAUGUCAAUCAUGAAAAAGCAAUGGCUGAAUGGGUAAAACAACAAGCCGAGCGAGAAGCUGAAAAGGAGCAGAAGCGCCUGGAACGACUACAGCGGAAGCUUGCAGAACCCAGGCAUUGCUUCACCAGCCCCGACUACCAGCAGCAGUGCCAUGAGAUGGCCGAGCGUCUGGAGGAUUCUGUCCUCAAAGGUAUGCAAGCUGCCUCCAGCAAGGUGGUAUCAGCGGAGAUUGGUGAGAGUCGGAAACGGCCUAACAAAUCAAAACCAGACAGAGGAGCCAGUUCAGGGAAAAGGAAAUGCUUUUGGUUGGGCAUGGAAGGACUAGAGGCUGCAGAAGGGUCCAGCUCUGAGAGCUCUGAUGAUGACAGUGCAGAAGCACCUAGUACUUCAGGAAUGAGCUUUCGUGUUCCCCAAAAUGGCAGUGAUGGUGUUGAGAUGGCAGCUGAAUUUCCUAAUAGCUCUCAGUGGGCAAGAGUAUUGAAUACAGACUCUAGAUCACAAGAAAAACUACAGACCCCUGUGACUGACUUUGGGAACGGUAUUUCAGAAGACUUGUGUGCUGAGCUGGGAGAGGCAUCUACCCAGGAGUACAUGGAAAGGAAAAUGGCUGUAGAAACAGAGAAAACCCAGGAGAAAGAGGAGUCACAGAGUAAAGAACCCUUAGAAAAGGAAGCAGCUGGAAUUGGACUGAAUAAGGAGCAGGAGACAAAAGAAAUGGCUAACGGGGAAGGAGCUGCCCAUGGAGCACCUGGAGAAGAAAGGGAAAACAUUCCUGUUGCCAGGCUGGAGGAAGGCCAGUCAGGAAACACAGAUGUUGGUCAGGAGACUGUAGAUUUACUGGCAUUCAACUCUGCUACAGAAAUGGAGUUGCUGGGUUUGGAGAAGCUCAAGUGUGAACUCAUGGCCCGGGGACUGAAGUGCGGCGGCACUCUCCAGGAGCGGGCAGCAAGGCUCUUCUCUGUCAGAGGACUGGCAAAGGAGCAAAUAGACCCAGCUUUAUUUGCCAAGCCUUCAAAAGGAAAGAAGAAGUGAAUUUCAUCAGAGCUGAUUUCCUGUUUCUUUAUAGUCUAGCGCUUACAACUUGUAUAAUGUUGACUCUUGGACAUUAUUCCUGUUGCUAUUAAAAGUGACUUUUUAAUAACCCACUUCUGACUAUCCUCUUUCAUUAUUAGGUUCAUAAAUUUAAUUUGUGAAACUCUCUGGGCCUGAAGUUUUUUUAUGGGAAGGUUUUUUAUGACUAAUUUUUAAAAUAAAUAUAUGGCUAUUCAGAGUUUG